AUGAAGGAAAUAAAACAAGCAGACGUGAAACUUUUCCUGGAAACGUACUACACAGAUAACAGCCUAAGUGAUGAAUUGAAAGAUGUGUUCGAUUAUGUAGAAAGAAAUAAACACAAGAGUAAUUUUCAUAAAUUAUUUGAAGACUACUUGGAGGAAUAUAAUAAAAAAUUAUUAAAAGAUGAGAGCUUUUUAAAAGAUAAUGUAAUAUACGAUUAUGAAUAUACAAAGCAAUACAACAUUGAAUUAACAGAAAAGGCAGGGAUAAAUUGUAACAAUAAGUAUCACUAUUAUGUGAAGCCUAUCAAUACUAUCGAUAAGAAUUACAAAUUUUUAGGGCUAGAUACAAAUGUCAUAUCUGAGAGCAUAAAUAAAAAAAUAACAUUAUUUUUAGAUCUUUUUUUAAUGUAUUCUAAAAAAUUAAAUUUAAAUAUUGAAAUAAGUCCUAUAUUAAACAUGAAUGAAGACGAAUGUCACAUCUUUGGAAGAAUUUAUACAGAUAAUGAAAUUAAUAUCAGUGAAUCAAACAUAAUUCUAGAAGGAAAUUUAAAUUGGAAUAAUGGAGACAAGGCACAACUAUUAAAUUUAAAUCAAAUAAAAAAUAUAUGUUGUUUUUUGGGGCAAAUUUUAGCUAUAAAAGGAAAAAAAGAAAUAAACCAAUACAGUAUAAAAUAUUACGUAAAUAGUAUAUAUGCUGGGUUACCUACUCAUUUAAACAUAAAAUUAGAAAACAGUGCUUUUUUAUUAAAACAUUUUAACUGUAACGAAAUUGAAGAAGAUAAUAAAUUAGAGGAAGAAAAAAGUGAUCUCAGUAAAAUCCUACAAUUGUACAAUAAUGAUAACAUACACAUAAUGGUGUGUAAUGGAUAUGUAUAUACAGACAAUGAGUAUAACGAUAAUUUAGACAAUUUUUUAAAAAUCGUAAAUGAAAAGUUACCACAUGUUGUUUUAAUUUUCGGACCUUUUCUAUAUAUUCGUAAUUUUAGUGAAACAAUUCAAAAAAUUGGAGAUAUUCAUGUUAUUUAUGAAAAUAUUUUUAAAAAAAUUAUCAAAUUCGCAAAAAAUGAACUAUUAGAAAAAACACAUUUUUUUAUUAUCCCAUCAAUUUAUGAUUCAAUCAAUGUAUAUCCACUCCCACAACCACCAUUUAUUUAUGAAAAUAAUUACACGAACAUGGCAAAUGUACAUUUCGUAUCAAAUCCAUUUUAUAUUUAUAUAAAUGAAUUAAAAAUAGCCUUAACAUCAUGCGAUAUCAUUUACAAUUUGAGUAAAAAUUUAUUAUGUAGACCAAAUGAAAUGAAAAUGUUUUAUUUAUUCGAACAAAUUUUAAGACAGCUUUCUUUCUUCCCAUCUUACCCAUCUGAAUAUAAUAUUGAAAUUACGAAAUUUAAAAAUCUCUUAUUUCAUCCAAAUAAAUUACCAGAUAUAUUUCUAUUCCCAUCAUACACUAAUGAAAAGUCCUAUGUUAAGGAGAUACAUAAAAAAUUAUUCAUUUGCCCUUAUUCCAUUGACGUAAAUAAAGCGCAACCAUGCAAUUUUUUUUCUAAUAUUUAUAUUCAACCCCCAAACGAAUCUCAGGAGUUAUCAAAACGGGUAAUUCUAGAAAAUGUCUUCGUCCGUAACAAUAAAGUAGACCUCAACCAGUGA
Molecule: messenger RNA, 1644 nt
Organism: Plasmodium gonderi
Lineage: Eukaryota; Apicomplexa; Aconoidasida; Haemosporida; Plasmodiidae
Product: DNA polymerase alpha subunit
Exons: 1
Coding region: 1-1644 (547 amino acids)
Biological process (GO): DNA replication; DNA replication initiation
Cellular component (GO): alpha DNA polymerase:primase complex
Molecular function (GO): DNA binding
Source: RefSeq, a predicted model, not a curated record